Messenger RNA from Cucurbita maxima (winter squash), 975 nucleotides. RefSeq names its product probable ascorbate-specific transmembrane electron transporter 1. The record is from RefSeq and is a predicted model, not a curated record. The transcript has 4 exons. Gene Ontology annotation, molecular function: oxidoreductase activity. Lineage: Eukaryota; Viridiplantae; Streptophyta; Magnoliopsida; Cucurbitales; Cucurbitaceae. The coding region runs from base 307 to 975 and encodes 222 amino acids.
AGGCCCACGAGCAUUUAAACAAGGUAGACGACAUGUCGUUUUGAAUAGGAUAGCAGUUCGUCAAUGUUAUAAGCUCGAAGCAUUUUGUAUAUGAGAUGAUUAAAAGUUCUUCCACGCGGAGAGCUGCCGGCCUUAGGCGGUGGGUUUUGCUUUGGCUUUGGCUUUGGUUGUCGUUGAUUGUGAUAAACAAAGUUGAAUCUGAGACAUCAACAUAGUAUAUAUCCAUGCAUAUGUAUAUAUAUAUGCCUCCCAAUCCAAUUCUUCUCAACCUCUCAUUAAUAUAUACAGCCUUUUUAGGCCAUUACAAUGGCGUUCAAACGAAACUUCAACAUAAUGGCGAGGCCAGUCACUUUGUUGGGUCAUUUGGUGGCCAUAUCUAUCGCAGUCUUGAUUCUUGUAUGGAUCCUCCAUUUCAGAGAAGGGGUUGCUUUCAAAUCAGAUAACAAGCUCAAGAUUCUAAAUCUGCAUGUGCUUUUAAUGGUGAUUGGACUCAUCCUAUUUGGAGGGCAAGCUAUAAUGGCAUACAAGUCAAUACCAGCAAAAAAAUACUGGAGAAAAGUGGUGCAUUUGGGGUUGCAUGCAAUAGCAUUAGCUGCUGCAAUUUUUGGGAUUUGUAUGAGUUUCAAGUUUCACCGUGACAUCCAGUUGAAGAAUCUUGUUUCUUUGCACUCUUGGUUUGGUUUGAUCACCGUUUGCUUGUACGGUCUACAGUGGGUAGUGGGCUUCUUUGCGUACUUCUUCCCCGGAGCAGAAUCAAGGAGGAGAGCCAGCUUAAUGCCAUGGCACGUUUACUUUGGAAUAUUCGUCUUCUUAAUGGCAACCUGCACUGCUGAACUAGGGCUGCUUCAAAGCUUGGACACUUGGUUUUUGUUAGGGCACACCCAAGAAAACCUUAUCAUCAACUUCACUGGUCUUCUCAUUUUUCUCUAUGCGGCCACGGUUGUUCUCACUGUCAUUCUUCCACCCCUUUAUUAG